This is a messenger RNA of Malania oleifera, 1395 nucleotides long. Its product is annotated as eugenol synthase 1-like. Gene Ontology annotation, molecular function: oxidoreductase activity. The record is from RefSeq and is a predicted model, not a curated record. The transcript has 5 exons. The coding region runs from base 23 to 1006 and encodes 327 amino acids. Lineage: Eukaryota; Viridiplantae; Streptophyta; Magnoliopsida; Santalales; Ximeniaceae.
AUUAACAAAAGGGAAAUAAGCAAUGGGGAGCAAUGGCAGGGAAGAAGAAGGAAGCAGGAGUAAGAGUAGGAUUCUGAUAUUUGGGGGAACAGGGUACAUUGGGAGCUACAUGGUGAAGGCCAGCGUCUCCAUGGGUCAUCCCACCUUCGUCUACUCCCGCCCCAUCUCCCCCCAGACCACCCCCUCCAAGUUAGACCUCCGCCGUGACUUCCUCUCCAUGGGUGUCACCAUCUUUCAUGGAGAACUGAAGGAUUAUGAGAAGCUUGUAUGGGCAAUAAGACAAGUAGAUGUGGUGAUCUCUGCAGUUGCAUACCCUCAGGUUUUGGACCAACUUCAAAUCAUUGACGCCAUUAAAGCUGCUGGUAACAUUGAGAGGUUCCUCCCAUCAGAUUUUGGAUGUGAAGAAGACAAGGUGACUGUUCUACCCCCAUUCCAGACUUUCUUGGACGAGAAGAAGAAAAUUAGGAGGGCCACAGAAGCAGCAGGAAUCCCUUACACAUUUGUGUCUGCAAAUGGUUUUGGUGCAUACUUUGUGAAUCUCUUGCUCCAUCCACACCAACCAACAGAGGAUAUUGUUGUCUAUGGCAAUGGUCAAGCCAAGGCUGUGUUAAAUUUCGAAGAAGAUAUUGGCACAUACACAGUUAAAGUGGCAAAUGACCCAAGAACUUGCAAUCGUGUAGUCAUCUUCCGGCCACCAGAAAACAUUGUCUCCCAACUUGAAUUGAUCUCUCAAUGGGAGAAGAAGACCUCUCAAACUUUCAAGAAAGUUUAUGUUCCAGAAGAAGAUAUUAUAAAGCUUAGCGAGACUCUGCCGCACCCACAAAACAUUUCAAUGUCCAUUCUUCACAGUUUGUUCAUAAAGGGUGAUCUAAUGAACUUUACAAUAGGGGAAGAUGACAUUGAGGCUUCAACGCUGUACCCGGAAAUUGAAUUCAAGACAGUUGAACAACUUCUUGAUAUUUUUCUUUCUAAUCCCCCAAAACCUGCAACUGCAGCAUUUGAAUGAGCCUAUUAAUCAUAUGGUUCAUUUUGCUUUGGUAUCCAAAUGGUUUAGAGAAUAAUUACGCUUGAAACUGUUGAAGAUUAAACUUGAGAACAGUGGGACGGUGGCAGCAAAAAUUUGACUGCAGCAGCUUCAUCAACCGGCAGCCCACCUCCAUUGAAGUUAAGCAAGAUUUGGCCACCAACCUUACCAAACCAGCCACAAUCGUUGAAGUUUAAAUUCCCGCCAUUGUUGAUUAUUUGGUUUCUGUAAUUGCUAUAAAUAGGUGAGUGUGUGUGCAUUGUAAGUGUGGUGUGUUGAGAGUGUAAAGCCAGUGAGAGAGAAAGAAAUGAGAGUUGCUUCCUCUGUGUAUUGUUUCUGAUUGAAAUAAAUUGUUCUUGAAUUUAUCCUCA